This is a messenger RNA of Schistosoma turkestanicum, 852 nucleotides long. The record is from the annotation of a GenBank genome assembly. Lineage: Eukaryota; Metazoa; Platyhelminthes; Trematoda; Strigeidida; Schistosomatidae.
AUGUUCUAUAUUUUCCCAGCUAAUUAUGUCGUGUCGGGUAUUUUGGAAAAUGAUUUUCCCGGAUUAUGUAUACAAAAUUGUGUCACUCAUUAUCCAUUUGUAUCGACAAAACACUCCAAAGCAACAAGUACAAGGGCAUCGUCUUUGCCAUCAUCGAAGCGCUCAAAAGAAGAUAAGAAAAGUCCUCAGUCUCAACAGUCACCAGAUACUAAAUAUUCUGAAGACAAUUUACAAUCACCAUUAGGUUUUAAUCCGACAACAUUUAAAUUAUGUAAAACAUUAGAAUAUUUUCAACCGAAAAUUAUUGUUCAACAAGAGAAUCCAGAUAAACCGGAAACAGUUUAUGAAGUUUCAAUAAAAGGUUGGAAAAUAAGUAAUAGUCAAUUGGAUGUAUUGAUCAAUUGUUUUGCUGUUAUGAAUAAACUUUCAAAAUUAGUAUUUUGGAGGGUUGGAUUCACAGCUGAACAAAUAACUCAGUUGGCUUCAUAUUUGUCUACCAACAGCACUAUCAAGUCGCUGACAAUCGAUGCAAAUGAAGCAUUAGAAAUUGGUUCAUAUGCUCAAUUAAUUGAUGAAUCGAAUAAUUUAACAAAAUUACGAUUGAGAUAUUGUGAAAUUGGACCAAUGGAAGCAAAAUUAAUUAGUCUACGAUUAGGAACAAUGCAAUUUGUCAAUAAAAAGCUAAUGAGUCUUGAUCUAUCUGGUAAUCAGUUAGGAGAUGAAGGCGCCAUUUAUUUGGCUGAAGCACUGAGAACUAAUCGUACACUGCUUACACUGUCACUUAGUAACAAUAAAAUUACCGAUAUCGGUUGUAUAGCGCUGGCAAAAUCUAUCAAAAAAGAAUUGAGAUAA